CCCCAAAUUGUCUCGUCUUUCAAUCGAAGCUUCAUGUUCUUCUUCAGAAUUUCCUAAUUCUGAGAAGUUCAUGACACGGUUGAGAGGCAGCAUUGAAUUGGGGUUUCAUUUCCUGACACAAAAUGGCAAACAUAACGGCUUCCGGCGUGUUUGGGGCCAAUGUACCGGCGAUGAUUUGCAUAAACUAUGACAAGGAAAUGUAUAAUGUGAGAGGUAUCUGGCAUGGAGUAAACCCAUUGGAUUACAUUCAACCUGUCUUCAUGUUGCAGGUCAUUUUAGCCUUUGUUGUCCCCAGAAUCGUUUAUUUACUUCUCAGGCCUUUGAGACAACCAAGAUUCGUUUGCUAUCUUCUGGGUGGAAUAAUCUUAGGACCAUCAGUGUUGGGGCGACACAAGCCCUUGAUGGACAAAAUAUUUCCACACAAAGAGGCUGUCCUAUUGAAUUCAGUAUCAGCAAUUGGAGCAUUGUUCUUCAUAUUCAUCACAGGUGUAAAAAUGAACACUGCUAUGGUCCUCGAGACAGCGAGGAAUGCUUGGAGAGUUGGCGUGUCUUGCCUUUUAUUGUCUCUGUUGGUCACGAUUGUAUUCUGUACGAUCCUCCAACCCUUCAUCCAUAUAGCUCCUGCAACACCCUUGAUACUCAUAUUCACAAGUCUGCUAUGUGCAACGUUCUUUCCUGCUACUGCUUACGCCCUUCAAGAACUCAAUCUCCUGAAUUCCGAACUCGGCCAACUAGCCAUGUCUGCAUCAAUGACCAAUGAAAUGUUCUUAUGGUUGUGCAUGGUCAUGACUGUCAUUGUUAUGCAAUCCAGUUCCAGUGAAGUAUUUGCUGCUUGCCUAGCAACUAUUGGAUUUAUUGUUUUGGCAAUUGGGGUCGUUAGGCCAGCGGCAAAAUACAUUGUCAAGAGAACUCCAGAAGGGAAGCCAGUGAAAGAAGUUUAUGUAAUUUUAGUGACAAUCACUGCUUUGUUAAUGUCAUUGAUGAGUGAAUUAAUUGGGGGGACGUUUGUUCAGGGCGCUUUAAUUACAGGAUUACUUGUACCAGAGGGACCGCCUCUGGGUGCUACAAUAGUAGAAAAAUCUGAGCUUCUGAUCAUGGAAUUCUUUCUGCCAAUGUUCUAUGUCCAGGUCGGUUAUCAUCUCAACGUGACUUUGAUAACUGAUUGGAAGCAAUUUGCAUCUUGGCAAUUAAUAGUUGUAGCAGGAGUUCUAGGGAAGAUGGUAGGAGCUAUGGUGGCUUCACUGUUCUUCACUAUCAGCAUUAGGAAUGCCUUCUUGCUUGGUCUCAUCUUGAGCAUUAAGGGUGUUCCUCACAUUCUUGCUUUAGGAAAUGCAAGACAGAAUAAGGUGAUAGACUCCCAGUCACUAGACACGCUAGCGCUAUCAGAAAUGGUGCUGACAGCGAUUUUAACUCCCAUGGUAGAGAUGUUAUACAAUCGUCAGGCGAUACAAAGCCUGUCUUGUUCAUACAAAAAACGAACAAAAACGCUCCAGACAACUCGUCGCAAUGAAGAACUCCGAGUCCUCUCUUGCAUUCACAAUGAAGACAAUGUCCACAGCAUCAUCACUCUCCUUGAAACCUCCAAUCCCACUUACAUCAGCCCCAUCUGUGUCUAUGCCUUCCAUCUAGUUGACCUCAUUGGCCGAGCAGCACCGGUCCUCGUCCAGGAAAGCAAAACAAAAUUCAAGCGAAGCAUCUCCAAUCACAUUGCCAAAGCAUUCGCCAACUAUACGAAAUGCUCUCGAGGUCCAGUGGAGACACAUUCCUAUACAAUGAUUGCUCCAUACAAGACCAUGCACGAAAGCAUUUGUGGAUUUGCUGAAGAUAAGCUGAUUCCUCUCAUCAUCGUACCUUUCCACGAUAAUCAAGAAGUAAAGCAUGCAAAUGCAAUACGAAAUUUCAACAAGAAUGUGCUCUUGUAUGCACCGUGCACUGUUGCGAUUUUGGUUGAUAGGGGUUUCCAUCGGCCACUGCAGUUAGUACAGUUCUCCUGCAAUAUUGCAGUACUCUUUAUAGGUGGUGUUGAUGAUCGCGAGGCCUUAUCGUUAGCUGCAAGGAUGUCAACACACCCUAAUGUGAGCAUCACCGUACUAAGAAUCAUCACAACAGAAGACACCAAUCAAGAGGCGCCCUAUAGCGAAAGUGAGACAAUCCUGGACGAUAUUUUGAUGGAUGAAUUCAAGCAAAUGACUAGCAGCAAUGCAUGCGUCGUGUGCAAAGAAGUUGAAGCCAAGGACAGUGUAGAACUAAUGGAAGUGAUUCGAUCUGUUAAGAACAAGUAUGACCUAGUUAUGGUGGGAAGGCGACGAGGGUUCAAGUCCAAGUUUGAGCAAGAGAUGGUUGAGUGGGUUGAGCAUGUUGAGCUUGGAGUGAUUGGUGAUGCACUUACUUCGUCUGAUUUUUGUGGGGGGACUAUGUCAAUCCUAGUUAUGCAACAGUGUGGAGACGUUAAUGUAGGAGCAGGAGGAGCUACUCAGUUUGAGGUGCUUAAGGAUAAUUUGUCUUUUCAUCAGGGAUAAUGAACUUUCAAAGCAUGGUUUAGCCUAUCAAUUAAUCAAGGGCUGGUCAAA
Messenger RNA from Tripterygium wilfordii, 2570 nucleotides. Its product is annotated as cation/H(+) antiporter 15-like. Lineage: Eukaryota; Viridiplantae; Streptophyta; Magnoliopsida; Celastrales; Celastraceae. Gene Ontology annotation, biological process: proton transmembrane transport; regulation of pH. Gene Ontology annotation, cellular component: membrane; endomembrane system. The record is from RefSeq and is a predicted model, not a curated record. The coding region runs from base 123 to 2519 and encodes 798 amino acids. Gene Ontology annotation, molecular function: antiporter activity. The transcript has 3 exons.